CUAAACGCUGACUUACUCUGAAGCUCCUUCAGUGAAGAUGGCAGCUACAGCCAGAAAUGUCAACCAGACGGCUCGCAAAAGUCUGCUGCUGGCUUUUGAUGCUUUUGGCACAUUAUUCACGCCCAAAGAACCAGUUCCAAAACAGUAUGGAGAAGUCGCUAGGAAGUAUGGUGUUUCCGUCACUGAUGACGAAAUACAACAGUCCUUUCGGCUUGCAUUCAAAGAUGAAGCUGCACGUAAUCCCAAUUAUGGUAAAGCAGUAGGGAUGAAUGCGCAGACCUGGUGGGCAAAUGUUAUCCGUGCAACAUUGAAGCCUAAGUUAGAAGAAAGACAAGCUCUCCCAGCAGGUCUGAUUCCAGAGCUUAUAAAUCGUUUUUCUUCUUCAGAAGGCUACAUGCUCUAUCCUGAUGUACUGCCACUUUUUCAAGAGAUUCGCAACAAAAGGGACGGCAAGCCUUCCGCGUGGCCAUGGGAGCGGACCAUUGUGGGCAUCAUUACCAACUCGGAUGAUCGUGUACCUGAUGUCUUGUCAAACUUCGGUCUGAAGGUAGGUGCCCGCGCGGUAGGAAGGAAAGGGCAAAAGAUUGGUGAGAUCGAGAAAGACGAUGACAUUGAAUUCGUUGUCUUAAGCUACGACGUUGGCGCAGAGAAGCCUGAUCGACGCAUUUUUGAAGCUGCUAAAGAUAUGCUUGUGGAGACUCUUAUUGAAGAACGACAAGACUCAGACCACUUUCAAGCCCAUGGCAAACCUGGAACCACCACGGACAAAUACAAUCAGGCUUUUGAAGCGACUCGAAACCUAUUCAACGGACAAUCGAAAGAUGCAAUCACUAAUAAUCUGGGCGCCAGUGAUCUCGCAGGCCAACUUGCGUCAGAAGUCUCUGAGUUUGAGCUGCUCUACGUCGGCGAUGAACUGAAGAAAGACGUGCUUGGAGCUCAAAAUGCUGGCUGGCCCAGCCUUUUGCUCGAUCGAGAGCAUAAAUAUCGUGACUCAUUUAGCAGCGGAGCCAAGAUCGCUUCGGUUAUUGAAAGUUCUAACAGCGAUACUGCUACGCCGCGAAAAUUUCACGUCAUUCAAGAUUUGCGAAACCUUUCGUCAGUUCAAAUAUCAGAUCUGGACUGAAGUAAGCCGGCCUUUUCGAGUGAGCUUGUUUCCACGACAAAGUAUGC
Messenger RNA from Xylona heveae TC161, 1170 nucleotides. Its product is annotated as HAD-superfamily hydrolase. The transcript has 3 exons. The record is from RefSeq and is a predicted model, not a curated record. NCBI's taxonomy places the organism in Eukaryota, Fungi, Ascomycota, Xylonomycetes, Xylonales, Xylonaceae. Bases 38 to 1123 code for a protein of 361 amino acids.